AAAGAUGAACUUUAGACAUCUUUAUCUAGUCUAGCUGAAUAGUGUCAUAUUAUUUGUGUUUAUUUGUUGCAGAGAACUUUUCACCGAAGAGGUGGAAAAAAAAUUAAAAAAUAUGUCAAAAGUAAAAUAUUUCUAUGACUUAAUGUCCCAGCCAUCCAGAGCUCUAUGGAUUGCAUUGCAAAUGGGCAAAGUCCCGUAUGAAGAUUGUCCAGUGGCCCUAAGAAAACUCGAACAACGCACAGAGGAGUAUAGAAAAAUCAAUCGUUUUCAAAAGGUCCCUUGUAUUGUGGAUGGAGAUUUUCAUUUAAGCGAGUCGGUAGCAAUUUUAAGAUAUUUAUCUGAUAAAGGCCUGUUCUGCGACAAAUUGUAUCCCAAGGAUAUUAAAAAUCGUGCACGCGCUGAUGAAUUUUUGGAAUGGCAUCAUUUGACAAUACGUUAUGGCUGUGCCUUCUAUUUCGCCCGUCUAUGGCUUUUUCCUAUGAAUGGCUUGGCGGAGAAACCUUCACCAAAGGAAACCUCUCAUUUGCUUAAAGAAAUGGAAAAUAAUUUGAAAAUUCUGGAGAAGAUAUGGCUAAAGAACAGUGACUUUGUAAGUGGAAACAGUUUAACCGUAGCCGAUCUUUUUGGUGCCUGUGAAAUAGAGCAGACAAGACUAUGUCAAUAUGAUGUAUCGGAAAAAUUCCCCAAAAUUUCUGCAUGGCUAGCAAGAGUGCGUGAGGAGUCCAAUCCCUUUUAUGAUAAAGGUCAUGCAUUUAUUUACAAAAAAUCCGGAUCUAAGCCAAAGGAUUAAGAUGCUAGAUUUCAAAGUUUAUAGCAAUAUUUGCAUAAAAUAAAAUUGAUAAUAUGUCUGGCAUUCAAA
Messenger RNA from Stomoxys calcitrans (stable fly), 859 nucleotides. RefSeq names its product glutathione S-transferase theta-3. Gene Ontology annotation, biological process: glutathione metabolic process. Gene Ontology annotation, molecular function: glutathione transferase activity. Gene Ontology annotation, cellular component: cytoplasm. NCBI's taxonomy places the organism in Eukaryota, Metazoa, Arthropoda, Insecta, Diptera, Muscidae. Bases 113 to 790 code for a protein of 225 amino acids. The record is from RefSeq and is a predicted model, not a curated record. The transcript has 4 exons.